Candidozyma duobushaemuli is the source of this 855-nucleotide messenger RNA. It is a transcript of the gene CBR1, whose product is annotated as Cbr1p. The transcript has a single exon. The record is from RefSeq and is a predicted model, not a curated record. Lineage: Eukaryota; Fungi; Ascomycota; Pichiomycetes; Serinales; Metschnikowiaceae. Gene Ontology annotation, cellular component: plasma membrane; endoplasmic reticulum. Bases 1 to 855 code for a protein of 284 amino acids. Gene Ontology annotation, molecular function: oxidoreductase activity.
AUGGCCGACUCUGAACCCAACCCAUUGAUUGUGUUCGCCACGAUUGCGGCCAUUAUUGGCUCUUUCGUGGCCUUGUAUUUUCUUCAGAAAACGAAGAAGGACGCUCCGGUUUUAUCGCCAGAAGAUUACAAGAAAUUUCCCUUGAUCGAGAAACACCGUGUUUCCCACAACUCUUGCGUGUACAAGUUUGGCUUGCCCAGAUCCACCGACAAGUUGAACUUGCCUAUUGGCCAGCAUAUCUCCAUUUCUGCUGUCAUCAACGGCAAGGAGGUGGUGAGAUCGUACACCCCAAUCUCCAACAACGACCAGUUGGGCUCGUUUGAUUUGUUGAUCAAGACCUACGAAAACGGUAACAUCUCCAAGCACGUCGAGUCCAAGAAGAUUGGCGAGUCGAUUGACAUCAGAGGCCCCAAGGGUUUUUUCACCUACACCCCCAACAUGACCAAGUCUUUUGGUAUGGUUGCAGGCGGUACCGGUAUCGCUCCAAUGUACCAGAUCUUGACUGCCGUCUUGAACAACCCUGAGGACAAGACCAAGAUCCACUUGGUUUACGCUAAUGUGUCUGAGGAGGACAUCUUGUUGAAGGCCGAGUUGGAGGAGUUGAGAAGAGAGAACCCCGACCAGUUCUUCAUCCACUACGUGUUGAACAACCCUCCUGAGAACUGGAACGGCUCUGUUGGUUUCGUCACACCUGAGAUCAUGGACGAGCACUUGCCAAAGAACACCGACGACACCAACUUGUUGAUCUGUGGUCCUCCAUUGAUGGUGUCUGCCAUCAAGAAGGCUGCUCAGACCUUGGGUUACCCUAAGGCCAAGCCUGUGUCUAAGUUGGGUGACCAGGUGUUUGUCUUUUAA